This is a messenger RNA of Neurospora tetrasperma FGSC 2508, 1728 nucleotides long. Its product is annotated as casein kinase II alpha subunit. The record is from RefSeq and is a predicted model, not a curated record. Gene Ontology annotation, molecular function: ATP binding; protein serine/threonine kinase activity. Lineage: Eukaryota; Fungi; Ascomycota; Sordariomycetes; Sordariales; Sordariaceae. Bases 172 to 1182 code for a protein of 336 amino acids. Gene Ontology annotation, cellular component: nucleus; cytosol; protein kinase CK2 complex. The transcript is spliced from 5 exons. Gene Ontology annotation, biological process: DNA damage response; protein phosphorylation; regulation of transcription by RNA polymerase I.
ACCAUCUGAUCCUAUCCACCCGACUGCAAUCCGUCUUCAACUGUCCCUCUCCUCCGGCUCGCGCCAUCGCAGGUCCCAAUCCGAGCCGUCACCAUUUCUCUAGCAACAACCUCGUUCUGGGCUGCCAGCGCGCAAUCGAGCGUGCUCGCCUUUCCCAACACCACCGCAAACAUGGCUCGUGUCUACGCCGACGUCAACCAGAAUAUGCCCCGCGCAUACUGGGACUACGACUCUGUUAACAUUAGCUGGGGUGUUCUCGAGAACUACGAGGUCGUUCGGAAGAUUGGCAGAGGAAAAUAUUCCGAGGUGUUCGAGGGCAUCAACGUGGUUAACUACCAAAAAUGCGUCAUCAAGGUGUUGAAGCCCGUCAAGAAGAAGAAGAUCAAGAGAGAGAUCAAGAUUCUCCAGAACCUGGCGGGUGGCCCCAACAUCGUCGCCCUGCUCGACGUUGUGAGGGAUAGCCAGAGCAAGACCCCCUCGCUCAUCUUCGAAUACGUCAACAACACCGAGUUCCGCACCCUGUACCCCAGGUUCAACGACUUCGACGUCCGCUACUACAUCUUCGAGCUCCUCAAGGCCCUCGACUUCUGUCACAGCAAGGGCAUCAUGCACCGCGAUGUGAAGCCUCAUAACGUUAUGAUCGAUCAUGAGAACAGAAAGCUUCGCCUUAUCGACUGGGGUCUCGCUGAGUUCUACCAUCCCGGCACCGAGUAUAAUGUCCGGGUCGCCUCUCGCUACUUCAAGGGUCCGGAGCUGCUUGUCGAUUUCCAAGAAUACGACUACAGCUUGGACAUGUGGAGUUUGGGCGCCAUGUUCGCAUCUAUGAUCUUCCGCAAGGAGCCUUUUUUCCAUGGUCAGAGCAACUCGGAUCAAUUAGUCAAGAUUGCUAAGGUCCUCGGCACGGACGAGUUGUUCGACUACCUUGAUAAGUACGAGAUCGAGCUGGACGCUCAGUACGAUGACAUUCUCGGCCGCUUCCAGAGGAAACCCUGGCACAGCUUCAUUAACGCUGAGAACCAGCGUUUCGUUUCCAACGAGGCUAUUGAUUUCUUGGACAAACUGCUGCGCUACGAUCAUAACGAACGUCUGACCGCAAAGGAGGCCAUGGCCCACCCUUACUUCGCCCCUGUCCGCGACGAGGCCACACGUGCGCGGUAUCUGGCCGGUGAGACCAUCAACUAGACGGGAAAAUCGGAGAGAAGGCCGCCUGCUCUUAUAGUUCCAGCCGAAAUGAUCGACUUUUAUAUACCAUUGCGCGUGUCAUCCGUUACCGUCGAAGCUACUCGAUUAUCCAGCGUUGUUUUGCCUGCGAACCGAGGUCACAACUCGCCACGACAUGGGAUACCAAUUUCAUUCAGCGGAAAGACAUGCGUUUAUCAAGCGCAGGCUAGGAUUUCUAGGUGCUUGGUUUAGUUGGGGCUGGGCGCUGGAGAGGGAAGGGAAGAUCACAGAUGAGGAUGUUCAGGCAGCCAGAUGGAGUAAAAGGAAGCAGGAAAGAAGUAGGUAGGAAUUGCUUGGGAAACUCUCUCUUUUUUUUUCUCUUUUCUCGAAAUGGAUGGAUGGAUGGAUGGAGUCGGUUUGGAGUGUUGGUUGUGAUGCGUGUUUGGUGGUUAAACACAGCAACAUUGGAAGUACGUUCCGAGCAAAGAUUCCCUUUAGGUUUUGACGUUAAAGAUUAUGGUUCAUGAUAUAGGAUCAUUGAUGGAGAAUUUUGAAGCGGUUUCCCUG